Plasmodium coatneyi is the source of this 6630-nucleotide messenger RNA. RefSeq lists its product as uncharacterized. NCBI's taxonomy places the organism in Eukaryota, Apicomplexa, Aconoidasida, Haemosporida, Plasmodiidae. Bases 1 to 6630 code for a protein of 2209 amino acids. The transcript is spliced from 2 exons. The record is from RefSeq and is a predicted model, not a curated record.
AUGGAUGAGGCGAAGCAGCCGUCCGAGCUAUGCAGUGGUGGACAAAUGGGUGAACAAAGUGGUGUACCGAGCAAUGAUCGAAGGGGAGGCUUCAACUUCGACUUCUCCUACGAGAGCAUCCUGAACAACGAUAUUGUGAGGCCCCAGGAGAUCGACUGUGGGAUGUCCUGUGCAAGCUCCUUCUUUGAGGGCAGUGAUCGGGUCGCCCUUGGGGGGGACUACGCUACGGAAUCUUCAGGUGACCCAGCAGUACAACAAAAAUGCGAAAAUUCUGCUCCCCCGAGGAGCACCCGCAGUACCAGCGCCCUGGAUUUUUCAUUCCAGAGGGACCCUGAUGAGGGGGGUUCUCUGUGGGGAGGGCAGAAACGGGGUGCAAGCAACCACACAGGUGGUGAUAACAUACGUGGUGAUAACAUACAUGGUGACAAUACACGUUAUGACGACGCAGUGUCUGCUAACGUGGGAGAGGUUCACGGGGAGGAGAGGAGUGAACCCCAAUGCGUAGACCACCUGAUCGGAUACGAAGACCUCCUAACCAGUGAAGCGCCCAAAGGGGAGGGACACCUCCUCGUUGGUACAAAUAACGCACAAAAUUGUGAUGCGUUUAAGGAGAAGAAAGAGGAAAACACACGUAAUGAGUUAGCACCUGAUGAGGAACGUUCCCAAGUGGGUGCAUCCACCACCAAUUCGGGAGGAACGUGCAUAAUAACUCCCUCCAUAACGACCACAGAGAAGCAGGGAAAGUCGUACAAGUCAAGUCCAUCUAUUAGUUCCACCAGAGCUAGCGAUGUCAGUGAGGCAAACGAAAUAUACCGAUCCCUCCAGACAGAAAUUGCAGCGUAUAAGCUGGAGGUGUUUCGCUUAAAGUCGGAGGUACAAGUGAAGAACAGCUACCUGCAGAAUGAGAGGAAGAAGAAUGAGGAGUAUGGGAAGAUAUUGGAGAGGUUUCUACUAGAACCAAGUAGCUCUUCUAAACGAGGUGAUGAGUGCAUGGGAUCACUGAACCUACUCGAAGUGGAGAAUAAAAAAUUGAGACAAGAAUUAGCCCUCAAGAGCAGCGAAACUAUUGAACUGAACAACUUAGUGAAUAACCUAAAAAGUGAGAAAGUCAUCUUUAUGCAUUCUUUACAAAACGAGUUGGAAGUCUGUAUGAGCAAAGAAGCAGAAUCAUCCCUCAUGUUGCAUGCACAGACGAAACGACUAACCAACGCGAAUAAUUACAUAACUAAACAGAACAAACAAAUAGCCCAACUGAAGGAAGAGUUAAACAAACUGGAGGAGACUUACGUCUUGCACGUUCACAAAAUGGAGCACCAGAUCAACCAACUGGUGGAAGAAAGAAACGAAUUCAUUUCUACAGCCAAACGGUUAGAAGUAAUAAACCUAGAGAAUAAAAAAAAGGAUGAGGAGCUAUCCAAGUAUAAGCAGAAGUGUAAGGAGUUAACUGAAGAGCUGAAUGACUUCCUUAGGAUCGUUUCAACAGAGAGAGAAAACAAGGGUGGCAACUUUGGUGGGUUCUACCAAGAUGGGAAUAGCAUUUCAUCGUUUACGUCCCUGAAGGAAGGAUUCCUCGAGGGAGGAAGUCACCUCAAGGAGGAAAACUCCAUUUUGGCGAGGAAAAUAAAACAACUCAUGGAACAGAACGACGCCCUCCAGAUGGAAGUAACCCAACGGGUGAACGACCUGAAAGAAGUAACGAACCAAUUGGAAAGCCACAAGCAAACCAUAAAGGUGAAAAGUGAGAAUCAUGCUUUGCUUCUCGAGAGGUACAACAAUUUAGAGAAGGACUUCGAGAAUGUGCACCUGUUGUGCAUGCAAUUGGAGGAAAGGUUCCGCAUCGAACAGAGCAACCAUACACACGCAAAUGGUAACAUCAUUAGUAAUGCCAGUGGAAACGGUGACCACCUGCUAGGCAAGAGCAACUUCUCUCUGAGCGAAUUGGAACUGAACCACAGUCAGCAGAGCGAGAUCAACAUCCAGCACUACAAAAUAUUUUGCUCUGAGUUGCAACUAGAAAAUGAGUCACUCAAGCAGACAGUGCAGAGACUCAAAAGUAAGAAUCGGAAGCUCACCACGAGUAUGGAACUGCUGCUGCGCGAUUUGGUUGCAGCGGGGGGCGGACCGCCUACAGAAAUGCAUGAUAAAGUGGAGACAAAAGUUCAGGCAGUUCCACGUUCUAGCACACCGGAAGGUGCAACUGAGGAGGGAGGCCCGCUCAUCACUAACCAAGAGGAGACUCCUCACAGAAGCAUAAACCACCUCAGUGGCAAAUCAAACGGAGAGAACCCCCCUCCACGUGGAGGACAAAAAAGCGGAUACACCCAAACGGAGAAACACCCUAUGGAGGAAACAACAGAACAAGGGACGCAAACAAUGGAAGGAAGAACCCCCCCGAGUGAAGAAAAAAAGAAGAACGAAUACACACAAACGGAAGGACAGGGAGAAUCACUCGGAGAAGACCCCCCCGGUCGUCACCUCAUCAGUGAAGGGGUAAACACGGAGGAGAAAAUAUCGACCAGUAAACAGGUCUACACGCAUGAGAACAGGUCAUUUGUGAACUCCGGCACGAACACCAAUCUGGUCGAUGUAACCCACGUGGGAAUCAACCCAAACGUCAUCGACGUAACCGAUGUAGGGGUCAACCCGAACAGAAUCGAUAGCGUAGACCAGGGAACCACCCCAGAAGAAGAAACGAAGAGAAGCAAACACAGAGAAGCACAAACGGAAGAAGUAAACUUACUUGUACGAUUCACCCAGACGGAAGAUCCUGGUACUGUAAACCGGGAAGUCCUCACAGACCUGCACGGCAUUAACAGCUGCAGCGUCAAAAGGAUCAUGCUUGCAUGCAGUUCCUCGAAAAAUAAAAAGGUCCAAGUGACAACCACUACGAUGAAUGCGUUUGCACAGACGGUGGAAACUUCCAAACAUGGAAAUCACUACAACUGUGGUGCUUAUCGGGACGUCCUCUAUGAUGGAAAAAGAGAUAAAAGCACGACGAGAAGAAUAAAGAAGAGGCAACAUGUUAAGGUGUGUAGUAACUCCCCCUUUUAUUCAGACGAAGAAUCAACAGGAGAAGGAGGAGACGUUUCAUACGAAUCGUAUACCACCUCAUCCACCAGUGAGAAUGCACGUUUUAGAUGCACGGAGAAAAGGGGGGAAAAAAAAAAUUAUGUUCCCACCUGUAGAGGUAAACAAAAUAAUGGAAAAUACCCUAUACGCAGAAGAUUCAAGGGUGAUAAUCUGUAUCUGCAUGGGGGAGACCACGCAAAUAACAGAAGGAGAAGGAAGACAAAUUACAAAUAUAUGAACCCCUCCAGCAGUUAUUCCUUAUCCAGGGGGAGAAAGGAUGACCUGCAAAGAGGCACAGACAGAAGGAUCCACAAAAAGAACGAAAUAGACGAAGUAGAAUCUCUCAUAGAAAUUUUAAAAUAUUCCUCAGACAAUUAUGAGUCUGACAUGGAUGGUUAUGACGGCUAUGACGGCUAUGACGAUUUGGACUUUUGUAGAAAUCCGGAGAGCUACGAUCACCUCCCUUCAGACUAUUCGAGGAUUCGCUCCAAACGGUUAUCGAAUCAACAAAAGAGACACUCCCAUAGAACCCAUAAACAAUUGAGGGACGUCUCUGAGGGGGAUUACACCGAAGGUGUCUACCCCCACCAUGACAAAACCCCCCCAAGAAGGAGAAACAGAAAAAUCAGGAACAGUCUACUAUGUAGAGGCUGCCACCCUCAGCGUGUCAUCAUAAAGGAAAACAAAUACAUACAAACGGGAGAGUACUUCCUGGAGAGUGAAUUUAACUACGACCCGAAUGUCACCCCCAUGGGUUCACCACCACAUUGUAACACAAAAAAAAAUAUAACCACCUUAAGGAGAAAGAUAAAGGAGUAUCUAAACGAUUACUAUGAGACCGUUAUAAUUUGUGAACAUUGCAAGGGGGUCUAUGUAGACGUGUCGAUUGUGCACCUUGUUCGUGAGUAUAUUUCUCAAAUUACCUUUUGUCACCGUUGCGGUGGUGGUGCAUCUAAAUGGUGGGAUGCUUCCCUCGGUAAGAGCGACUACUUCAGCGGUGACUGCAGCAGCAGGGGUGGUGCUAACAGUGCUGCAAAACAAAAGGUCGAUCAAAGAGCAGAUGACGCCACUAAUCUGAACGGGGACCCCCCCACGGGGACACUGGAAUCCUUCCUAAUAAAACGCAUUCCACUAAAACUGCCUAUAUGUACCUGCACGUUGGUGAAUUUGAAAUACAAGAAGGUUCUGAUGAGGAAGGAGGAGUCAGCAGUGGGGGCGAGUUCAACACGGUUAACCAACCAACCAACCAAACGGAAGAAGAAAAAACAAUCGGAAAAACACCCCCCCAAGAAGGAACUACUGAACAAAGCACUAGACAUAAUUGGCCACAUGAGAGGAGAACUGCACAGAAUAAAAUGCGUCAUCUGUAGUUUUCUCCUUUUAAAUGAAAGGAAUGAGUUACAUAGGAUCAUUCUUACUUCUGCAAGACUGACUGAGGUGUUUCCCUUCAUCCUUAGGAAGUAUGCACCGGGGGGAAGUGAGUGCUGCGAUGUGGUGGCCUCGUCCGAAGGGCUACUUCGCAGUCAGACGAAAUUGUCCCACAGUGAAAUGGUAACAAGAGGUGCGUCAAACGACCCGGUGCAUCUCAUUCAAGAGAACAGCUCAGAACACGCUUCUGUUUACAGAACCCGAACGUAUGGGAGUAUCCCCCAUUGUGCAUCUAACAACGGAAGUAGCAACGUGACUGUUGUGAACCCGUUUAGCGAUUCUAUCUUCGCCUCUACAACCGAUGGGAGAAGAUCCUUCGCAGAUGCGUCCACUUCACAGUACGCGGGGGGGAAUACCGAACAGGAGGAUGGGACCACCGUUAGAAGCACACUACUACUGGACGCACAAAGAAUAGCCAACCAUGGGUCGAUGGAAAAUUCCUCUUAUCUCUAUUCACCCGAAAAAUCAGUAAACCAAGUGAACCAAGUGAACCACAACGAAUUGUGCAGCGAAGUCGCCACGAAUAAACCACACGACGUCGUUAACCAUUCAGGCAAUGUUUCCCACUUGGACAAUUCCGUUCAUCACGAUGGAAAGGAGAACGUCACCCUAUUUGCCAUUUUGUCGGUGCUCCGGUUGCACGAGUUGCACGUCUUGCAUAAUUUAAAAGGAGUGAUGACCUCCAACCGGAUUGGUGUUGCAGCGGAAGGGUCGGAUAAGCUGGGCAGCAGUUUACCCCCACGUGGGAACCCCGCAGGUAAUUUUAUCCCCCCCGGCGGGGUAGACUCCUUUUUCGAGUCCUACCGUGUGCAGCACCUGGGAGAGGGAAUCGUCAAUGCAGACGAAAGGACAUCGCUCACCCUAAUCAUGCGCGACAUUGUAAAGAACGUGGAGCAGAAGUGGAAGUCAAUUGCGUCCGUGUAUCUACAUCUGGAUGAACCCAUAAGUGAGGUUCCAAUACAAAUGGCAGAUGUGUUGAGGAUGAUACAGAAUUACGAAAAAGUGGAUCUUUACAUGAAGAGGUUAUCGUUAAAACGGGGGGAAGACCAAGUGGACGGGGAUAUACAACUACGAGAAGAGGGCAAAUACUGUAAUGGAAGACAGUCCUUAAAAGACGACGCAUUGAUCCUUCGCUUAAAAGCAGAAAUAGAACAACUCGCUAAGGAGAAGGAAGCGAUGAACAAGACGCUCAGGGAAGCCGUGGACGAGAAUGCCAGAUACUCCAAGUUGUGUGCACACCUUCAGGAGGGGAAUCCCUUGCAGGGGGGGGACGCCUCCAUGGGCAUGAAUAAGAUAGACUCCUGCAUUAGCAGGAUUGAAGAGCUGCACGCCGAAAUAGAGGUACUGAAGCAACGGGGGGGGAACGACCGCAUUGUAAAUUACUCCUCUGGGGGUAGUGAUGUCUGCAGUGAGGGUUGCCCCAACGGGGAUGCUCAGGAAGACGAUCACGGUGACGAUGAUGAUGAUGGUGACGACGAUUGGGAUGACCAUUCUGAUGACGCAUAUGCCUACCAGGUGAAGAAGAAAAAAAAGAAAACCCGACCGAGCAACUCCCUCCAAGGGCCACAAAUCAACAUAAUCUACAACGUGAUCAUAAUCUUGCGGAACAGCAUCACUCAUCUAGUGACCUACGUGCACAGGAAAAUUUCAAACAGCGCAAAGCUCAACGUGAACCACAUUAGACAACUCUACACCAACGUAGUUAACGUUCUGUUGGACCUUCCAAAAGAGCUAAACCUCACUGUUGUCUUCAUUCGAAAGAGGGAGAUCAAUUUUCAAAUGUACUUAAAAAAAAGGAGUCUUACUUUGGAACCAACGGAGAGGCAACUCCCCUCACGCGAUUCUGACCACGCAGUGCACGACUCCUCCGACGGAAGUUCGCUGGAAGACAAAGUGACGCAACAGAGAAGGAAAAAGAAAAAAAAAAAAAAAAAAAUUAUGAACUCACAAAUGUAUACACUGAGCCAGCUGAGUGAGUGCCAUGUGGAAGACGAAACGGCCAUCGCGUCAUCACAAAAAAAAAGGAAAGGAAGAAAAAAAAAAGUGGUGGAAGGAACUCACUGCUUAGUGGGUCUUGCGGACGUCUCUGAUCAGGACUCCUCGAGCGACGUGUCCCUGCUCUUCGACUUGUAG